AUGACGCGGCAAAAUAUUUCCCAGAGUGUACAGAGAGAUACUACUUCUCUUCAAAAUAUUUCUGUUAAUACACAGAGAAGUGUUUCUCGAAUUAUCAAUCAAAAUAAUACCCUUUCUCCUGACAGACUUCAAGAUAUUCAAAUAAAUAUUACAAAUCGUCAAGAAAAUUGUCAGCAAAUAAUUGCAGAUGAUGAUGCUCUGCGCGAAACUUUUAAAGAUGUUCAAACAAA
Molecule: messenger RNA, 230 nt
Organism: Dentiscutata heterogama
Lineage: Eukaryota; Fungi; Glomeromycota; Glomeromycetes; Diversisporales; Gigasporaceae
Source: the annotation of a GenBank genome assembly